Molecule: messenger RNA, 16033 nt
Organism: Coregonus sp. 'balchen'
Lineage: Eukaryota; Metazoa; Chordata; Actinopteri; Salmoniformes; Salmonidae
Source: the annotation of a GenBank genome assembly
CACACUCUCUCUCUCUCUCUGUCGCUGUCUCUCAUUCAGACUGGUGAGCAGGGAGCAUGGUUCCUCCAGGGUGGAUUUUGGUAGCUGUCUUGCAUUCUCUUGUUUCAGGUACAGUAGGUGUUCUUUGAAACUUGACUGACUAGGUUUUUUAAUGCAUUUUAUGCAUUUUUAUUCUGCAUUUUUAUUCGGAUUAACUGAUUGUCCCCACAGCAAAUGUAUAUAUGGUGAAAUGUGUUAUUACUGUACAGAAUUGUACUCCAUUUUGCAUAUGGAUAGGCUGACAUAUUAAUAUUUUGUUAUUUCUAGUUCUAGGCCCAGUUGGUUCUGUUUCAACCUCUGAUACCCAUCAAAGUAAGUCAAGUACCUUCCUCUAAAUUACAUAUACAUAGAGGGCCAGUUUCCCAGACACAGAUUAAGCCUAGGCACGGACUAAAAAGCUCUUUCAUUGGAGAAUCUCCACUGACAAUUAUUUUUUGUCUUGGACCAGACUUAAUCUGUGUCUGGUCCAGGCAACUCUGCCACUUUUCAACCUCAUAUUCAUUAUCUCCAGCACCAAACCAGUGUCUACAUAUGUGAAGACGGAAAGUUUCUAUGAUCUGUGGUUAAAAAGAUAGUGUAAGAAGAAAGGUCCUAAAAAUGCUUCAAAGGGUAGGAUUACAAGUAAGAAAAACAGUGAUUUUUAAAACCUGCUGUAUUUUCUUGCUUCCUACGUCAUCGUGAAUCUCAUAGUGUUUGAAAAUCACUGUUUUUAAAACUUUAGAUUGCUCAUAUGUUUACAUAUAUUUAAAUAUAUGUACAUAAAUAUAUGGACAUAUUACAAAAUUUGUUUUUCUGCUGAUAUAUUUCAAUACAUGGUGUGGAAAUACAUUUUGACAGCAUGCUGUGGUAGCUAGUAAAAUAUAUUCCAAAAUAUAUUUCAUAAAUAUACAGUACCAGUCAAAGGGACACACCUACUCAUUCAAGGGUUUUUCUUUAUUUUUACUCUUUUCUACAUUGUAGAAAGAGUAAAAGACAUCAAAACCGUGAAAUAACACAUAUGGAAUCAUGUAGUAACCAAAAAAGUGUUAAACAAAUAUAUUUGAUAUUUUAGAUUCUUCAAAGUAGUCACCCUUUGCCUUGAUGACAGCUUUGCACAAUCUUGACAUUCUCUCAACCAGCUUCACCUGGAAUGCUUUUCCAAAUCAAAUCAAAUGUUAUUUGUCACAUACAAGUGUUUAGCAGAUGUUAUAGCGGGGUGUAGCGAAAUGCUUGUGCUUCUAGCUCCGACAGUGCAGUAAUAUCUAACAAGUAAUAUCUAACAAUUUCAAAACAUAUACCCAAUACACACAAAACUAGUAAGGAAUGGAAUUUAAGAAUAUAUACAUAUAUGAACAAGCAAUGACAGAGCGGCAUGGACUAAGAUACAGUAGAAUAUUAUAGAAUAGAAUACAGUAUAUACAUAUGAGAUGAGUAGUGCAAGAUAUGUAAACAUUAUUAAAGUGACUAGUGUUCCAUUUCUUAGUGGCCAGUGAUUUCAAUAGGCAGCAGCAGCCUCUAAUGUGCUAGUGAUGGCUAUUUAACAGUCUGAUGGCCUUGAGAUAGAAGCUUUUUUUCGUUGUCUCUGUCCCAGCUUUGAUGCACCUGUACUGACCUCGCCUUCUGGAUGAUAGUGGGGUGAACAGGCAGUGGCUCGGGUGGUUGAUGUCCUUGAUUAUAUUUUUGGCCUUCCUGUGACAUCGGGUGCUGUAGGUGUCUUGGAGGGCGGGUAGUUUGCCCCCUGUAAUGCGUUCGGCAGACCGCACCACCCUCUGGAGAGCCCUGCGGUUGUGGCCGGUGCAGUUGCUGUACCAGGCGGUGAUACAGCCCGACAGGAUGCUCUCAAUUGUGCAUCUGUAAAAGUUUGUGAGGGUUUUAGGUGCCAAGCCAAAUUUCUUCAGCCUCCUUGUCAUGAUCGUCUAAGGAGGGAGAGGACCAAGGCGCAGCGUUGAAAGCAAACAUAUUUAUUUUAUCAAGAUCACACGAUCAAAACAACGAAACGUGACGUCCUUGGUUACAAAAACAAACCAACACGGAACAAGAAACCACAACACAAAGUGAAAAGACCGAUAGUUAAAUAUGGCUCCCAAUCAGAGACAACCAGCUGUCACUCGUUGCCUCUGAUUGGGAGUCACUCAGCCCAACAUAGAAAAUCAAACAUAGAAUACACACCCUGGCUCAACAUAACAUUGUCCCCAGAGCCAGGGCGUGACAGUACCCCCCCUAAAGGCACGGACUCCGACCGCGCCAACUAAAUCCCACAGGGGAGGGACCGGGUGGGCACUCCGCCUUGGCAGCGGAUCCGGCUCCGGGUCUGAUCCCCACUCCCUCUCCAACCCCCCAAAGUACCCCUGGUCCGGUCUGGCCCCGCUGGCCGGAGCCGGACUGACGAUACGCACCCCUGGCUUGGUGCGUGGAGCAGGAAUGGACCGGACUGGGCUGGCGACGCGCACCCCAGACUUGGUGCGGAGAGCAGGAACGGGCCGGACAGGGCUGACGAAACGCACCACAGACUUGGUGCGGAGAGCAGGCACGGGCCGUGCCGGACUGAUGACGCACACCACUGGCUUGGUGCGGGGAGCUUGGAUGGGCCGGACUGGGCUGGCGACGCACCCCGUAGGCUUGGUGCGUGGAGCAGGGACUGGCCGGGCUGGGCUGGCGACGCACACCGUAGGCUUGGUGCGGAGAGCAGGAACGGGCCGGACAGGGCUGACGAAACGCACCACAGACUUGGUGCGGAGAGCAGGCACGGGCCGUGCCGGACUGAUGACGCACACCACUGGCUUGGUGCGGGGAGCUUGGAUGGGCCGGACUGGGCUGGCGACGCACCCCGUAGGCUUGGUGCGUGGAGCAGGGACUGGCCGGACUGGGCUGGCGACGCACCCCGUAGGCUUGGUGCGUGGAGCAGGGACUGGCCGGGCUGGCGACGCGCACCGUACACUUGGUGCGAGGGGCUGGAACAGGCCGGACCGUACUGGGGACACACACCACUGGCUCUACCUCGGGAUCUGGAACGGGCCGGACCGGACUGGUAACACACCCCAGUACCUCUCGCCGUGCCUCUACAUCCUCCAUCCCCUCUUCGACCAGUGGCCCCCGUAACCUGGCGGCCUCCUCUGGCAACCCGCUGGGCCGCUCUAUCGCGGCCUCCUGCUGGUCCGACGUCGUGAGCCCCCCCCUAAAAAUUUUCUGGGGGUCUCUCCUCCCCGUGGGCCAGGCCUCCAUCGUUCUCGCCAGACUCUCACCCCACUGCUCCAAAGUCCAACCUCUCUCCUCUUCUCUUGGCUUGGCCCAGUCGAGACUCCUACUCAACUGCUCCCAAGUCCAUCCUCUCUCUUCUUCACGCUGCUUGGUCCUGUUAUGGUGGUUUCUUCUGUCACGAUCGUCUAAGGAGGGAGAGGACCAAGGCGCAGCGUUGAAAGCAAACAUAUUUAUUUUAUCAAGAUCACACGAUCAAAACAACGAAACGUGACGUCCUUGGUUACAAAAACAAACCAACACGGAACAAGAAACCACAACACAAAGUGAAAAGACCGAUAGUUAAAUAUGGCUCCCAAUCAGAGACAACCAGCUGUCACUCGUUGCCUCUGAUUGGGAGUCACUCAGCCCAACAUAGAAAAUCAAACAUAGAAUACACACCCUGGCUCAACAUAACAUUGUCCCCAGAGCCAGGGCGUGACACUCCUGAGGUUGAAGAGGCUCUGUUGUGCCUUCUUCACCACACUGUCUGCGUGGGUGGACCAUUUCAGUUUGUCGGUGAUGUGUAUGCCAAGGAACUUGAAGCUUUCCACCUUCUCCACUGCGGUUCCGUCGAUGUGGAUAGGGGGGUUCUCCCUCUGCUGUUUCCUGAAGUCCACGAUCAUCUCCUUUGUUUUGUUGACGUUGAGUGAGAGGUUAUUUUCCUGGCACCACACUCCCAAAGCCCUCACCUCCUCCCUGUAGGCGGUCUCGUCAUUGUUGGAAAUCAAGCCUACUACUGUUGUGUCAUCAGCAAACUUGAUGAUUGAGUUGGAGGCGUGCUUGGCCACGCAGUCAUGGGUGAACAGGGAGUACAGGAGGGGGCUGAGCACACACCCUUGUGGGGCCCCAGUGUUGAAGAUUAGCGAAGUGGAGAUGUUGUUUCCUACCUUCACCACCUGGGGGCGGCCCGUCAGGAAGUCCAGGACCCAGUUGCACAGGGCGGGGUUCAGACCCAGGGCCUCGAGCUUAAUGAUGAGCUUGGAGGGUACUAUGGUGUUGAAUGAUGAGCUAAGACUAUGAACAGCAUUCGUACAUAUGUAUUCCUCUUGUCCAGAUGGGAUAGGGCAGUGUGCAGUGUGAUGGCGAUUGCAUUGUCUGUGGAUCUAUUGGGGCGGUAAACAAAUUGAAGUGGGUCUAGGGUGACAGGUAAGGUAGAGGUGAUAUGAUAUUUGACUAGUCUCUCAAAGCACUUCAUGAUGACAGAGGUGAGUGCUACGGGGCGAUAGUCAUUUAGUUCAGUUACCUUUGCUUUCUUGGGUACAGGAACAAUGGUGGCCAUCUUGAAGCAUGUGGGAACAGCAGACUGGGAAAGGGAGAGAUUGAAUAUGUCCGUAAACACACCAGCCAGCUGGUCUGCGCAUGCUCUGAGGACGCGGCUAGGGAUGCCAUCUGGCCCGGCAGCCUUGCGGGGGUUAACAUGCUUAAAUGUCUUUCUCAUGUCGGCCAUGGAGAAGGAGAGGCCACAGUCCUUGGUAGUGGGCCUCGUCGGUGGCACUGUGUUAUCCUCAAAGUGGGUGAAGAAGGUGUUUAGCUUGUCUGGAAGCGAGACGUCGGUGUCGGCGACGUGGCUGGUUUUCCUUUUGUAGUCCGUGAUUGUCUGUAGACCCUGCCACGUACGUCUUGUGUCUGAACCGUUGAAUUGCGACUCCACUUUGUCUCUAUACUGAUGUUUUGCCAGUUUAAUUGCCUUGCGGAGUGGGUAGCUACACUGUUUGUAUCCUGCCAUAUUCCCAGUCACCUUGCCAUGGUUAAAUGCGGUGGUUCGCGCUUUGAGUUUUGUGCGAAUGCUGCCAUCUAUCCACAGUUUCUGGUUAGGGUAGGUUUUAAUAGUCACAGUGGGCACAACAUCACCUAUACACUUCCUGAUAAACUCAGUCCCCGUUUCAGUGUAUUCGUCUAAAUUAUUUUCGCAAUCUACCUGGAACAUAUCCCAGUCCGCGUGAUCUAAACAAUCUUGAAGUGUGGAUUCCGAUUGGUCAGACCAGCGCUGAAUAGUCCUUAGCACGGAUACUUCCUGUUUGAGUUUCUGCCUGUAGGAAGGGAGGAGCAAAAUGGAGUCAUGGUCAGAUUUGUUGAAAGGAGGGCGGGGGAGGGCUUUAUAAACAUCCCGGAAGUUCGAAUAGCAAUGGUCGAGGAUUUUAGCAGCGCGAGUACAACAGUUGAUAUGUUGAUAGAACUUCGGCAGCCUAGUCCUCAAAUUUGCUUUGUUAAAAUCCCCGGCUACAAUAAAUGCAGCCUCAGGGUAUGUGGUUUCCAGUUUGCAUAAAGUCCAGUGAAGUUCUUUGAGGGCCGUCAUGGUAUCGGCUUGAGGGGAGAUAUACACGGCCGUGACUAUAACCGAAGAUAAUUCUCUUGGGAGAUAAUACCGUCUGCAUUUGAUUGUGAUGUAUUCUAGGUCGGGUGAACUACAAUUACACUAUGAGUUGUUAAUCACACACCUCCACCCUUCUACUUCCCGGAGAGAUAUUUAUUCCUGUCUGCGCGAUGAACUGAGAACCCAUCUGGCUGGACAGAUUUCGGCAGAAUAUCCCAAGAGAGCCAUGUUUCCGUGAAACAAAGUAUGUUACAGGCCUUGAUGUCUCUCUGGAAAUAAAUUAUUGCCCGGAGCUCAUCAACUUUGUUAACCAGAGACUGAACAUUAGCGAGUAGUAGACUUGGAAGCGGUGGGUGGUGUGCGCGCCUCCUAAGUCGAACCAGCAGGCCGCUCCGAGUGCCUCUCCUCCGCCGGCAAUGUUUUGGGUCAGCCGCUGGAAUCAGUUCAGUUGCCCUGGGAAGAGCAAAUAAAGGAUCUGCUUCGGGAAAGUCUUAUCCCUGGUUGUAAUGCUGGUGAGUUACCGCCGCUCUGAUAUCCAAUAGUUUUCCCCGGCUGUAUGUAAUGAUACAAAACACUUUCUGAGCUAAUAAUGUAAAAUAUUAUAUUCUGGAACGUUUCCUAAGAGCUAGUCGCGAGACCGCCAUCUUCGUCGGCGCCAGGUACUGCCCGUCGGCGCCAGGUACUGCCAACAGUCUUGAAGGAGUUCCCACAUAUGCUGAGCACUUGUUGGCUGCUUUUCCUUCACUCUGCGGUCCAACUCAUCCCAAACCAUCUCAGCUGGGUUGAGGUCAGGUGAUUGUGGAGGCCAGGACAUCUGAUGCAGCACUCCAACACUCUCCUUCUUGGUCAAAUAGCCCUUUCACAGCCUGGAGGUGUGUUGGGUCAUUGUCCUGUUGAAAAACAAAUGAUAGUCCCACUAAGCGCAAACCAGCUGGGAUGGCGUAUCGCUGCAGAAUGCUGUGGUAGCCAUGCUGGUUAAGUGUGCCUUGAAUUCUAAAUAAAUGACAGACAGUGUCACCAGCAAAGCACCCCCACACCAUCACACCUCCUCCUCCAUGCUUCAUGGUGGGAAUCACACUUGCGGAGAUCAUCCGUUCACCUACUCUGCGUCUCACAAAGACAUGGCGGUUGGAACCAGAAAUCUCUAAUUUGGACUCAUCAGACCAAAGGACAGAUUUUCACCAGUCUAAUGUCCAUUGUUUGUGUUUCUUGGCCCAAGCAAGUCUCUUCUUAUUAUUGGUGUCCUUUAGUAGUGGUUUCUUUGCAACAAUUCCACGAAGGCCUGAUUCACGCAGACAAGAUUAUUUAACAAUAGCUUUGGAAAUUAAAUUAUAUCUAAUGCAUACAUGACAUUAACUCUACUGAACUCUACUCAACUUUAAUGUUCAAGACAAUUCUUACCUUGGUCAGUCACACUGCACGUUGGUGGCACGCUAAAGACAGCGCUAGAUAGCCAGCUAGGUAGCUAGCUGUGUUAGCAAGCUCGACGAAAACUCUUGUUUGCAGUUGAAGAAAUUAUCUGCUUCCUCUAUCACCCACCAGGUAAUAACAUAUUUUAAUUCAAUGUUAUGAAUGUCCCACUAGACAGCACGUACCGAAGCCCAGCUGAGCACUGAGGUGGAGAUGGCUCUGUGCGUAACGCCCGCUCAAUGUCCGCGUCCACCGCCCACACCACCGGUGCCACAAUGCAGGAGGCCGGGAGUUUGGGGGUGUUAUCAAUGGGCCUCUCCUCUGUGUCGUACAGCCGUGACAGUGCGUCUGCCUCCACGCUCUUAGCGCCUGGUAUAUAGGACAUGUAGACCAACACACCGCGACCAAGCAUGUCCCGAAACACCUCGUUCACAAAGGACUGGAAGACUGAUGGAACAUUCAUCAACCCGUACGGCAUCACCAGGUAUUCACAAUGCCCCGUGGUGGUGCUAAAUGCUGUCUUCCAUUCGUCCUCUUCCCGGACACGCACCAGGUUGUACGCACUCCUGAGAUCUAAUUUCGUGAAGAAGCGCGCCCCAUGCAUUGAUUCGAUCACAGAGGAAAUGAGGGGUAGAGGAUAACUAUAGUGAAUUGUAAUUUUAUUAAGUGCACGGUAAUCAAUGCAAGGGCGCAGACCCCCGUCUUUCUUCUUCACGAAAAAGAAACUUGAGGAAUUGGGUGAAGUGGAGGGACGUAUGAACCCCUGACGCAGGGACUCGGAGACGUAUGUUUCCAUAGCCUCCGUUUCAGCCUGCGACAGGGGGUAUACAUGACUCCUGGGCGGUACAGCGUCUAACCGUAGGUUUAUCGCGCAAUCCCCCGAGCGAUGGGGUGGUAAUUUGUUCGCCUGCGUUUUGGAAAAGGCGUGCGCCAAAUCGAGGUAUUCGGGGGGAAUGCGGACGAUGGAGACAUUGUCUGGACUUUCCACCGUGGUCGAACCAACGGAAACAGCUAGACACCUACCCUGACACUUUUGCGACCACCCCGUGAGAGCACUCUGCGGCCAUGAAAAGGUGGGGUCGUGUAGUGCUAGCCAGGGAAGGCCCAACACAACAGGGAAAUCAAGGGACUCAAUAAUAUGAAACGUCAUUUGCUCAUUAUGGGUCUCCUGCAUAAUCAUAGUGACUGGUGCUGUAACCUCCCUAACAAAACCUGACCCUAAUGGUUGAUUGUCAAGUGCUUUGACGGGCAAUGGAAUAGACAGGGGAACCAAUGUAAUACGUAGACUAAGAGCCAUAAAGUUCCCAGCUGCACCUGAAUCUACCAACGCCUUACACUGGGGAACUACCGUUUAAUCAGGGAAGUUGAUGUGGAUGGUUAAAUGCACAGCAGAGGGCUCUGAACAAGUGUGGGUUUGUGCUACCUGGGGUGACGCGAGAGUGCCCUGUCUGUCGCCUCCAGAACCAGAAGAACUCUGACGACAUCGUCCAGGAGAAUGUCAUCUUAUGCCACAAGAGUGACACUGGAUCUGUCGUUCUCCGUUCUCCCGGAACGCUGCACCACCCAGCUCCAUCGGAACGUGAGCCGGGGUGAGGGGGGGUGAAAUGGGCAGGCCCCUUCCAGGAUGUCCUCUCGAAGCUAGCAGGUUGUCCAACCGGAUGGCCAUGUCCACCAGUUGGUCGAAGGUCAGAGUGGUAUCCCGGCAGGCUAGCUCCCUUCGGACGUCCACACGCAGGCUGUAUUGGAAAUGGUCGAUGAGGGACCGCUCGUUCCACCCGGACCCAGCCGGUAGGGUUCUAAACUCCAGGGCAAAGUCUUGCGCGGUCCUUGUCCUCUGCCUCAGAUGGAACAGACACUCGCCCCCCUCUCUUUCUUUGGGGGGAUGAUCAAAGACUGCACGGAAGAGGCGAGCGAACUCUCCGUAGUUGUCCAACACUUCUCCUCCUUCACUCCAGACCGCGUUGGCCCACUCCAGGGCUUCCCAAAGAGGCAGGAGACGAGGGCGGACACCUUCUCCCGAUCCGAUGGAGCAGGGCUGAUGGUGUUGAAGUAGAGGUCCAGCUGCAGGAGGAAACCCUGGCAGCGGGCGGCUGUCCCGUCGUAUUCCCUCGGUAGAGACAGGUGAAUACCCCUGGUUGCUGGUGUGUGGGUGGCUGGAUCCGGUCGCUCAGCUGGUUCCGCAGGGUCGGAUCCUCUCUUCUCCAGGCGCUGGACGGCCUGGAGAACCCCAUCCAUCACGUCGCCCAAGCUGGCUAACAUGGUGGAAUGCUCCCGGAUCUGCUCAAUGACUCCAGACAUAUUCCCCGCUCCUGCUGACUCCAUGCUGUUUGGGUAGGGCGGAGCCAGGCGCAGGAGGUGUGAAUCAUAGAAUAGGGUUUAUUAGCCAAUACAGUAGUCCGCAGCAAUGCGUAAACCAAAUACAGUGCGACUUAAAUACGUACUGGGAAAACAAAACACACGGGUGAAUAUCCCGGCGAUAAAAGUAACAUAAUGCUCAACACGAGCUAGCGACACCUCCACAUGGAACAAUAACACACAAAGACAUGGGGGAGCAGAGGGAAUAAUUAUACAGAGACUGAUGAGGGGAUAUGUACCAGGUGUGUGUGAAAAACAAGACAAAACAAAUGGAAUGAUGAAAAGAGGAGCGGCAGUGGCUAGAAGGCCGGUGACGAAGAACGCCGAAGCCUGCCCGAACAAGGAGAUGAGGCAGCUUCGGAGGGAGUCGUGACAAUUAUGGGGUAUUGUGUGUAGAUUGAUGAGGGGAAAAAAACAAUGUAAUCAAUUUUAGAAUAAGGCUGUAACGUAACAAAAUGUGGAAAAAGUCAAGGGUUCUAAAUACUUUCCGAAGGCACUGUAUGUACCUUUAUUUUAUUUAUUUAUAUAUUUGAUAAAUACAUUUUGACAAUAUAUUUAAAUAUAUUUAUAUUUUAUUGAAAUAUAUUCCAAUAUAUGAUUAACUUUUUAACGUAAUAAAAAUUUAUUUAUUUUUGUAGAAAUGCUACAUUUUCACAUAUGUAGACACUGGUUUAGUGCUGGAGAUAAUGAAUAUGAGGUUGAAAAGUGGUGGAGUUUCCCUUUAAAUUCCGUUUUUUUAUGUGGAUUUAUUACUGCAGCAGACUUCUGACUCUUCUCUGUUUGUUUCCAGAUGUGUGCAAGACCUUUGGCAGUGGAGUCGUCCAGACGUUCAACGGAACGGCAUUCUACGUCCGCUCCACCUGUCCGUUCACCCUGACACGUUUUACUCACAACCGGGUGGACUGUGACAUCACCGUGCAUCGAGGUAAAAAUGGCCUACUGGACUAUAUCGAGAUCAACGUCAACAAGAUCCAGACCCGGAUCCUGUACAAUGGAACCAUCUUCGUCGAGCAGAGAAUGUUUGUGCCUUUAUUUACUCUAUUCUAUUUGAUUAUAUUAUAGUUUUGUUCAAUUCUAUUUAAUUAUUUACUCAUCAAAAACAGAAUACACAUAAAGGGGUAGUUGCAGAGUUCCAGAUAUUUUUACUUUUCAUAUAAAAUCAUGCAUAACACAGUUUAGGAGUGGGUCUUCGAGAUCCAGAUAAAGCCAACUGUAAAGCUUGAUUUAAAAGUAUGUUCAGUGGAUAUACUGUAUGUAUCCUGUAUUGAAUGUGAUUUUUAAUCCAAUGCGCUUAAUCGUGGUCUGUGAAACUGGCAGUUACACUAUUACAUCAAAGCAAGUGAUUACAUUGAAUAGUGAAGUGUCUGUCCUUGCUUGUAACUGUAAUUAUUGGUAAUUACAUUUUAACUUACAUAAGCUCCUAGCUCUAGCGGAAAUAAUGGAUGGAUGAAUCUGGUUACCUUCAAAUGCACCAAGAUGAUAUUACUAUAGUCUCUUGCGUAAUGCAGUUACAUACAUCAUUAAUCUGAGAUCUCUAGCAUGACCAAGUUAUUAAUUAUAUAUUACACCAAAUAUUAGCUAAAGAGUGUCCUUCCCUUUUCUUCACACCGAGAAAAUAUACAGUCUAAAAUUAUCAUUAACCUUUUUGGCAUUGUAACAAUUUUCUUGUAAUGCCAUUUAAAAUGCCAAUCAGUUGUGCUAUAAAUCACUAACAAUCAUGAUUAAUCAAUGAUGGGGAAGAUGAUGAUGAUGACGAUUGACUAUGACGUGUUUGUGACAGGGUGUCCCUUCCCUACGAUCACACCUAUCAACACGUGUUCCAAUAUGGUAUCUACACCAAGCUGAGGAGCACUGUUCUACCUCUGUCUGUCAUCUGGAGCAGUGUGGGCGUGGGCAUCGACUCUCUCUGGGUGAGUGAUCCAUAAACGGCUUCAAAUACAUUGUUGUUACCUAUUAUUUGAUCUCUCAUGACAUCCUUAACAAAGUUGAUUAGGUUCCGGGUGCCGAGAUGACCUAUUAUUUCAUACAUGAUUGAUUGACUGGUCCCUGGUCUGUCCUCUAACAGGUGAAACUGGAGCAGGAGCUAGUCCGUGGAAUGACUGGACUCUGUGGACGACCAGAUAUACCAGGUCGAUUAUCUUAGAAACAUAUUUUUUGUACUUCUAAAUAUAUAUAUAAACACUGUAUAUCAAUUUGAUGCAUUUGUAUUGUACAUAUAGAUUGUCUAAUUAAUCUUACUUUGAAAUUGACCAUCGACUUGAUGCAUCACUAUUUGAGAGGUUCAAAAUGCAGUAUGGAGCCAAAUACAGUGAACAACCUCUUGAAUAUCAAUUGUCUGGACGCUAUCUACACUUCUUGCUGUUAGCUGUGCGCUAACUACACUUCUUGCUGUAAACUGCGCUCUAACUACACUUCAGUGUACUAACUACUCUAGAUUUUCCUGCAAAAUUAGAUGACCGUCAGCGAUUGAUUGCAGAGAGUGUUCUUUCAAAGGACGGGUGCCAGACCAUGGACUCCCUCCGCACUGAGAGCAUGGUACUUUUGCUUAAUUAUGGUCUACGUCCCAAAUGACACCCUAUUCCCUAUUCAGUGCACUUCUGUUUGACCACUAUUUGGGAAUAGGGUGCUAUUUGGGAUGUGGACUGCCAUUUCAAUCUGGUGGUAAGGUACUAGUAUCACUUCUUGGGAUCUCUGGUAUUGUGUGCUUGGCCUCAAGGUUAUGGCUGGUGAAUAACACUAGACUUCUGGUGAAUUGUAAUGAAUGGAUUUAAGACAUAGAACCCUGCAACUUUAUGGCAAGUCUUGAUGUUAACAGUUCUAUAUAGAAUAUGCCAUAUUGCUGUAACGUAGGUUAUAUUGUUUUGAAGUCUGCAGUAGUGUUUUACAGUAUGAUGUACAGUAUGAUGUACUGUAUGUAUUAUGUAUUAUUUAAUAGGUCUGCCAGAAGUUCUUCUCCAACUACAUUGAAUGUAUGAAGGCUGACACAGGCAAAUACAUAAAUCUUUGUAAAGAGAAUAUUUACGGAUAUGAAAAAGAGCAUUAUGUAGGAUGUGCGUUCUACAAAGAAAUUGCCCAUCAGUGUCAGACCAGCUACGCUUGGAGGACCUUGACACGCUGCCGUAAGUAGAUCAGUUCAGAAAAAAUCUAAGUUUAUAAAAGCUGUUAGUUUAUUAGAUAGUUUAUAAAUAUGUUAUGAACAGUUAUAACACAUUCUAUUGACUAUUAAUCUUGUUGAAGUAAUUUUGUUCUAAACAAAUUCUUAAAGACUUGUGUGUCUGUCUGUUGUAAUACAGCUGAGUUCAGUUGCCUAGGAGACCUGCACUUUGAGGAGCAGGGUGAUGCGUUUGUUUCCACCUGUUCCAACCCAGCACCUAGAACCAGUGAUCAGGACAUCACCAGCACCUGUGUCUGCCCCCAAGGUAGGGCUUACACUGUCAUCCGGAGAAACACUGUUUCAAGUGUAGGCUAAAGUGUAAAAGGUUUCUUUAAAAUAUUAAUUGUAACUGAUUCAUUGAACAGACAAUGUCUUAGCAACCAGAUAUGCACUGCUUUUAAGAUUACCGUCACAUAUUAUGCAACCUGCCGGGAGACAAUUUUGAACAUUAUCUUUAGUGUUACAAUCACAUAAGGUUGAUGAGGGUUUUAAAUGGCUAUGUUUCAGGUCAGGUACUGAACGAUCGAGCGGAGGGCCAUGACUGUGUAAGUGUGACAGCCUGCCCAUGUGUGUAUGCCGGGAGGAACUAUGCACCCAGGGAAGAACGCAGAACUAAAUGCCAGACCUGGUGAGAGAAUCAGAACUCAGGAGUCUCAAUGACAACAUAUUCCCUAUGUAGUGCACUACUUUGGACCAGAGCACUAUGUGGUUCUAGUCAAAAGUAUUGCACUAGACUAUAUGUUGAAAAGGAUGUCAUUUGUGAACUAGCCAGACUUCUCAUUGAAUUUGUCAACUUAUUGAUUUAGAUUCAGAAAUACCGUAACAUGAUACUCAUGUAUUUCUCUACAGUGUGUGUCACAAUGGCAAGUGGACAUGCUCUCAGAAUAGCUGCCCUAGAAGGUGUGUGAUUGAAGGGCAGUUUGUGACCACAUUCGAUGGAAAACAGUAUGCCCUUCCCGGUAAAUGCACAUACAUGGCUUCUAAGGUAAAUCAAUAGAUUUUCAUCUCACAGCACUAUGGUAAUUUUGAGUUAUUCUCAUACAGUACUUUCACCCAAAGUACUAACUUCUCUUAUUCUUUAUGAUUGAAAUAAAACAGGGUUUUAAUUGGACGAUAUCCAUUCAGUUUUCUGAAAAGACGUCCUCUAUCCAAAAAGUGGUUCUUCAGAUUUACCAGGUACUCUAAGUCUGCUUGUAACUUUAGCUUCCCCUUUACAUUCAAAGUCUAUGUUUAUGAUAAUCAACAACAUCUAAAACACUUUUUUGUUUAUCAAUGACAGAAUACCUACACAUUCUCUCACAAAAGUGUACAGUUUGAGAAAGAGGAAAUCCGAGACCUACAUCAGUCAGACAAUGCCAUGGUGUUCUGGCAGUCAUCCAUGUAUGUCCAGGUACUGACAUCCUUUGGCAUGAAGAUCCAAGUGCAGACGUCUCCAGACCUCCAGCUUUAUAUCAGUCUACCACAGAGUGAAGUUGGGAUGCCAGAAGGUACUUUGCUUUCAUCAUUAUAAUGGUUUUGCAUCAUAUAUUAUAAUUAUAUAUGAUCAUUAUAAUUAUAUGUUAUCAUUAGCAUAUCAGAGUUUAAGUCACAUUGACUGAAUCCUGUGAAUAUUAAAGAAACAAACAAAUUAUGUAUAGGUUAUUACUGUGUAAUUACCAUUUUGUCAUGUAUCUGGUUAUUUCUGUACUGUAAAAUAAAGUGGUAACGUUUUUUUGUCUACAAACUAUCCUUUUGCAAGGACUUUGUGGAAACUACAAUGCCGAUACCACUGAUGAUUUCAACACAAGCAGUGGUAUCGUAGAAAAUGCAGCGGAACCGUUUGCCCUGUCCUGGAGUGUAGGGGACUGUCCUGUUAACAUACCUAAAGUCUGCAUCAACACCGACAACGGUAAAGUCCCUCUGACUUAUCAUGACUUAAAAAAGAGGUUCUCACAUACAUUCAGUUGGUUUUCUAUGAAGGAAAUGAAUCAGUUUGUUUUAAUAACUACAUGAAAAUAAUACAUAUAGUGACAGAAUUACUUUUACAUAGCAUUAUUGUUCUUUUCUGUUGGAUACAUUACAUAGUCUAUAUGACUUUAAGAAUGAGGGGAAUGUGAAUGCGUCUUGCAAUACGACAUAGAAAUGCAAAAAUCCUAAUUUUGUUUUUGUGUUUCUUAAUCUAACAUGUGGACGAUUACCUCUCAGAAAUAUUUGCGGAUGAGAACUGCCACCCCUUGAGAGACCCCAGCGGGAUUUUCGCCAAGUGCCACGAUCACGUGUCCACUGACAACUACCACAAGGCAAGGAUUUACUAGUACCCACACUUCUUGUGAGAACUUUUUAUACAUUGAUUAAGGUCAAACAAAAAUAUAUAUUUUAAUUGGUAUUUACCUUGUAUUUAACUAGGAAAUGAUGAUGUAACAAUGUUUUGUAACAAUUUGUCACUUGAUGUUUGCAGGCUUGUAUCCAAAGAACAUGUAACUGUGGGACUGGGCUGCAGCAGUGUUUGUGUGUGGCCCUGGCAAACUAUGCCAAAGCCUGUGCCAACCAGGGCAUCACAGUGGGUGACUGGAGAAGGGCCACCAACUGCAGUGAGUAACACCCAUAGAAUCAGAAUAAUAGAAUGGACAUUAACCUUCUUAUGACGGUAUAAAAGGUCAGCCAUUUUGGUAAGGGAGUUGGUAAGUCAGUGGUCAGCCAUUGCUGUGAUAAGAUAUUGUGUAAAACAAUACAUUUGAAUAUUUUUUACACUGUAUGUUUGUUAGGUGGAAUGAUUCCAAUAAUUUUUCAAAUUAACGGCCAACAUUCCAUACGAACAAUGCGGUCAAUCCAUAGCCAUACACUGGCUGAAAUCAGUUUGUGAUAGGACUUAGACAAGUAAAUGCAAACAAGUACUGAUAUUGUAUCAUAUAAUAACACUCACAGCUUUCCAAGAAAACAAACAUUGAGACAUUUAUGGUCUGUUUACAUAUAUUUUAGAGGCUUUUUAUAUAUGAAAAUUGGUAUAAAACCUGUGUAAACUGUAUUUAGAUGACAAUAUUUUAUGUUGAUAAUAAUUAUAUUACACAAUUUCUGAUUUAUCACAUUACUUUUAUUUUCCUGCAUAAGUAAAAGCAGGAAAUGCAUCAACUAUGCCUCUACUGCCAUUCAUUCCAAUUAGACUGGUUUGGAUUUCUCCCUGACCACAAUGACUGCCAUUUUCAUACCAUUCUGGAACUUUGAGAGUUUAUUACAUAGGUAAGGGUGACUAGGGUGAGCAGGUUAUUAGCGAUUAGAGUCACCCUGUUAAUGUUUAUUAACAUUAAUGUCAUUUUGGAUUUCCAGCGGUAUCGUGUGAGAACAAUCAGAGGUUUGACUACGAAAUGCAGGCGUGCAACAGCACCUGUCUCUCCCUAUCUGGGCCAGACCCCAGGUGUUGGGUAGAGGAUGCACCUGUGGAGGGCUGUGGCUGUCUGGAGGGCACUCAUCUGAACGGGGGGCUCACCUGUACCCCGAAGGCCCAGUGUCCUUGUCACCAUCAGGGAGGAGUCACACCACCAGGACCUGUUGUCAUCGAUGGACGACAG